This is a messenger RNA of Scomber japonicus (chub mackerel), 4945 nucleotides long. It is a transcript of the gene ipo11, whose product is annotated as importin 11. The coding region runs from base 126 to 3053 and encodes 975 amino acids. Gene Ontology annotation, biological process: protein import into nucleus. The transcript has 30 exons. The record is from RefSeq and is a predicted model, not a curated record. Gene Ontology annotation, molecular function: small GTPase binding. NCBI's taxonomy places the organism in Eukaryota, Metazoa, Chordata, Actinopteri, Scombriformes, Scombridae. Gene Ontology annotation, cellular component: nuclear envelope; cytosol.
UCCUACAAGCGUGUGUUUCCAUCAUCUCCCAUCACAUUUACCACAGGCAGAGCUUUACCAACCACUGUUACAAGCACAGACUCUGGUCCCCCCUCCCUUCGUCAUUCUUUCAGAUAUAUCCAGCUAUGGAUAUGGACAGUGCCAGCUCAGUGGUGCUGCAGGCCUUAACCCAAGCUACCAGUCAGGACACAGCUGUGCUGAAGCCUGCAGAGGAGCAGCUCCGACAGUGGGAGACGCAGCCAGGCUUCUACUCUGUUCUUCUGAAUAUCUUCAAUAACCACAUGCUGGAUGUGAACGUUAGGUGGCUUGCUGUGCUCUACUUCAAAAAUGGCAUCGACAGAUACUGGAGGAGAGUAGCGCCUCAUGCUUUGUCAGAGGAGGAGAAGACGUCAUUGCGUGCUGGCCUCAUCACAAACUUCAAUGAGCCUGUCAAUCAGAUAGCGACCCAGAUUGCAGUGCUGAUAGCCAAGGUAGCCCGUCUGGAUUGCCCCAGGCAAUGGCCAGAGCUCAUCCCCAUUCUGCUCGAAUCCGUGAAGGGUCAAGAUGGCCUGCAGCAACACAGAGCGCUGCUAACUUUCUAUCAUGUUACCAAAACCCUUGCGUCCAAGCGUCUGGCACAGGACAGACGGCUUUUCCAGGAUCUUGCGUCAGGCAUUUACAGCUUUGCAUGCUCCUUGUGGAGCCACCACACCGACUGCUUCCUCCAGCAGAUUUAUGCCACAGAUGAGGUGGCAGCGCUCAGCUCACUGGAGAGGACACUGCUCUCUCUUAAAGUGCUUCGCAAGUUGACAGUCCAUGGAUUUCAAGAGCCACAACAGAAUAUGGAAGUGAUGGGUUUCCUGAAUGCAGUGUUUGAAAGGCUAAAACAGUUCUUGGAAUGCUGUCGGCAAGCUGGUCCAGAUAACACAUGCAGAGAAAAACUGGAGAAGACGAUCAUACUGUACACUAAAGUUUUGUUAGAUUUCCUAGAGUACCAUCCGUGUGCAUUUAUACCCCUUAUUCAGCGUUCCCUGGAAUUUGCUGUCAGCUACGUGUUCACACCUGCUGGGGAAGGAGUGACCUUUGAACGCUUCAUUGUCCAGUGCAUGAACCUCAUCAAGAUGAUCGUUAAGAAUGAUGCCUACAAACCUGCCAAGAAUAUAGAAGACAGUAAACCAGAGAGUCUGGAGGCUCACAAGAUCAAGACAGCUUUCUUCACACACCCCACGCUGACAGAGAUUGGACGCCGGCUUGUUUCACACUACUUCCUUCUCACAGAGGAAGAGCUGGCAAUGUGGGAAGAGGACCCUGAGAGCUUUGCUGUUGAGGAAACUGGUGGUGACUCUUGGAAAUACAGUCUACGGCCUUGUACUGAAGUUUUAUUCCUGGAUAUCUUCCACAACUACAGCCAGACCCUGACGCCAGUGCUUCUGGAUAUGGUUCAGAAUCUCCAGGGCCCAACCAAUGUGGAAGACCCUGUUCAAUUGCUAAUGAAGGAUGCAGUAUACAACGCGGUGGGACUGGCAGCUUAUGAGCUGUUUGACAACGUGGACUUUGACCAGUGGUUCAAGAAUCAGCUUCUUGGGGAGUUGCAAGUCAGCCAUCACAGAUAUAAGUUAAUUCGCCGACGAGUCAUCUGGUUAAUAGGACAGUGGAUCUCUGUGAAGUUCAAAUCUGACCUUCGGCCUUUACUCUAUGAGGUCAUCCUCAGUCUCAUGCAGGAUCCUGACUUGGUGGUGCGGAUUGAGACAGCUACAACUCUGAAGCUCACUGUUGAUGACUUUGAGUUCCGGACAGAACAGUUCCUCCCAUAUCUCGAGUCUAUCUUUGGGCUGCUCUUCCAGUUGUUGCAGCAGGUGACAGAGUGUGACACUAAAAUGCAGGUGCUCCACGUCAUCUCCUGUGUUAUCGAGAGAGUAAACAUCCAGAUCAGGCCGUAUGUUGGCUGCCUGGUUCAGUACCUACCCCUGCUUUGGAAGCAAUCUGAAGAACACAACAUGCUCCGAUGUGCCAUACUCACUACUCUCAUCCAUCUGGUACAGGGCCUGGGGGCAGAGAGUAAGAAUCUGUAUCCUUUCCUUCUUCCUGUCAUCCAGCUGAGCACUGAUGUUUCCCAGCCGCCUCAUGUGUAUUUGUUGGAGGAUGGAUUGGAGCUUUGGUUGGUGACAUUGGAGAACAGCCCAGCCAUCACACCAGAGCUGCUCAGAAUUUUCCAAAACAUGUCUGCUUUACUGGAAUUGAGCUCAGAGAACCUGCGCACCUGCUUUCAGAUCGUCAAUGCCUACGUAUAUUUGUCUGCAACAGAGUUCCUGCAGAACUAUGCAGAAUCGUUGUGUCGAUCCUUCUGUGAUCUGCUGAAAGACAUUACAAAUGAAGGACAGGUCCAAGUACUCAAGGUGGUAGAGAUAGCUUUAAAGGUUAGCCCCAUACUGGGAGCCCACAUGUUCCAGCCCCUGCUGCCAGCUGUCUUCCGAGGCAUUGUGGAUGGUGAGAGAUACCCUGUGGUGAUGUCCACUUACCUAGGCAUCAUGGGCCGCGUCCUGCUCCAAAACUCCAGUUUCUUCUCUUCUCUGCUCACUCAGAUGGCCUCUGAGUGCAAUCAGGAGAUUGACCAGCUGUUGGGCAGUGUGAUAGAGAUGUGGGUAGACCGCAUGGACAACAUCACUCAACCUGAAAGGAGGAAGCUUUCCUCAUUGGCUCUGCUUUCUCUCUUACCAUCUGACAACAGUGUGAUCCAGGACAAGUUCUGUGGCAUCAUCAACAUCUGCGUUGAGGCGCUGCAUGACGUGAUGACAGAAGAGCCCGAAACAAGCACCUUCAAAGACUGCAUGCUGAUGAGCCAUUUUGAAGAGCCCAAGCUAAGUGAUGAUGAGGAGCCACCUACUGAGCAAGACAAGAGGAAGAAACUGUUGGCCCUAGAGGACCCGGUGCACAGUGUCUCUCUCCAGCAGUUUGUCUAUGAGAAGCUGAAGGCGCAGCAGGCUCUGAUGGGGGACCAGGGAUUUGGUGCCCUGAUGGAGACCGUGGACACAGAGCUCGUCAGGCAGCUCCAGGAGUUCCUCCAAGGCCUCUGAAUCACAACUACAAUCCUUCACUACCUUACACAAACAUCUUUGCCUAAUGCUACCUUCUACCCCCGUUUUUGAAAAUGUACUGAAAAAGGCUAACAAUCUGCCCAACGUGUGGACUCCUAUUCCUAACCUUCCCAACUUUUACCCAUGCUAUGCCUUAUCUAUAUUCAGACCUAGCCUUGUUGACUGCCCUCUGCUAACACUCCUUUUCCCUUUCUCUAUUAUCUAGAUUCCUUUAUGUCCUUUUUUUAUCAAGAUGAGGUCUAUGUCAGUGCUUGAAAAUGUGAGAGCACCGUUACAUUUUUAAAACACCCACAUGGAAUCAUCACCACACUAGAGCUUCCACUCAAUUCUUCUAUUUUCUUCUCUUUCUGUGGUUUUUAACAUGGGAUGGGUAGAAUAUUGGAGAGAAAAGUUAGAGGGGGUUGAGGAGUCUAUAGCAAAAAUCAUCUGCAGGUGCCAGAGCAGGAGCCUUGAACUAUUUUCUAUAACAUAUAGAUUGUAGCAGAAAUGUGGAUAAAACAAACCUGAAGGACCUAAAGCAGUGUUUACAAAAUCUAUUCUUAAAAGAGAAAAAAAAUGUAAUUUUGUAUGUAUGUAAAGUAUGGAUGAUAUUCUGCAUGGUGAUAUUUUACUUUUUAGUUUGUUUUUACUUUGUUUUGUUUUUUUUCUUUUUCUUUUUUUUAAGAGAUAAUUUUGUCAUAACCAGAGGUCAAGUUGAAGUAACUACUGAGAGAACUCGAAAGUGUUUUUCUUUCUUUUUGAGUUUGGCUAGAGGGAAUUUUCUUGACUUAUAAAAUGGGUGAUUUUUAAAUGGUUGAUUUGUAAGAGUGCUGAACCACAUACAUACAUACUGCUGCUAAUUGAUGGUGUGUCAGAGCACUUUAAUAACCAAAAACUGUUUCACUUCUUUUCCUUGAUGGUACAUGUUCUCACAUCAUUGUACUUAAACACAGUGGCAGAAGGCCUUGGAGCAGUGCAGCAGGAUUGUGCAUAUUCGACCCUCAUCUUGUUAUGUUGAUAUUUAUCAUUUCUCAGUGCUAACUAAUACAACAUUCAGAUUAACUGCAAAUAUGACAUCAGGUCGUACAAAUCUAUUUGAAAGAAUUUGAUUCAUCCUGAUCCAAGCCGCUUUCUAAAAGUCACUUUGUCAUGAGAUAAACAUCAUCAUCAUGGUUAGGGAAUUUGUGUGUACCUGUCUUGCUGCCCUGCUUUUUUUUCUGAGUUGAUCAAUUGUUACUUACUCUUUAGAAAUGAAGCUAUAGAUUUGACAGAGGAAACCUGUUUUUCCAAAAAAGGUUAUCUCAGAACAGUUGAUUAUUUGAGAGUUUGACAACCUAUGUUAUGAAUAAUAAAUAAUCAAGAAGUACAUAAUGGCACCUAGAUUGUGUAAUAUGUGGACUCAUUUCAUGCAGAACCCAAAAACUGAAAAUGUGGUCUAAAAAUAUAGUUGUCAAUUUUGGGUGCUCAUAUAGAAAUAAACUUCUGCUUAAAUUUGAGUUGUGUCUUAAAGCCUACACACUGACUUUAUAAUCUAUUCUUAAAUGUAUGGUUUCAUUUUAAUUUCUUAUGUUGGUCAACUUUCCUGUCAAGGAGAUUAUCCUGACACUAGCUCCUUUGAGACUGUGAUAGAGUUGAAUAGCAGUCAGAAUUACGGCCUUAUGCUUUCAGCCUUGCUUAUUCUUGAAACUCAAAAGACAUUUCUUACUUAGUUAACAGUUUCUUACAUGCUUAACUAGUUUAACAGUAGGACAUUUCUGUACUUAUAUUCUGUUAAUAUUACAAUUAUGAUGUUUUGAACACAACGCAGUAGAACAUUUCUGGGUUAAAUUUAUGUUUUGAUGGGAAAUAAUCCGUGUUGCUUUUUCCAAAGCCUUCAAUAAAAUGCAGUAAUC